GGAUGCAAAAUCAAACAUCUUUCUUACUUAUAUGAUCUAGAUUUAUGUAGUUGUUGUACUUUCGUUUGCGUAUCUGCUAUUACCAUAUUCAUGAUAUGGAUCCAAAACACAGGCAGGCAAUUAAAUCUAAUGCUGAUUAUUUGAAAAGUAUUGAUAAAAACGAAUUACGGCCAUUCAUUGAAAAAUCAAAACUGUUUACAAGAUCUAUGCUGAAUGAUAUUUUCGAUACCGAAGAAGCAUGCUUCAUCGAAGAACUCCCUACUCGAGGACCUAAAGCUUUUGAUAUAUUUUUGAAAGUUUUGGAAGAUGCGGGUCAAGAUAAAGCUGUCAAAAAGUUGAAAGAAUCAGUUGCUACGCAUAAUUCUUUAAAUGUAAAUGCGGGUCAAGUUAUUAAGAAGUUGGAAGAAUCAGUGGGUGGUAAGGAAAUUUCAAAUUCUUUGAAUACAGAUAUAAACUCACACUGCUAUGAAAUGUCUCCUAGUACCAUAGGCGAUUGCUUGAUUAUUAAUAACGUGGAUUUUCCAAAAAGAAAAAGGAAUUGGUCUGAUGAAGAUGCCAAGGAUCUGUAUCAUGCUUUCAGCAAACUUGGAUAUAAUAUCACAAUAAAAAAUAAUUUGGAAGAAGACAAAAUGCAUUCAACAUUGAAGGACUUUGCUAACAAGGGAGAUUUAGAUUCGUGUGUUGUGAUUGUUCUAAGUUAUGGCGGUGAAGAAGGUAACCAAGAAAUUAUAUAUGGAACUGAUGGUGGGUUUGUAUAUGUAUAUGAGAUUAUAAAAUUAUUUGGAAAUAAAAACCCUAAGUUUUAUGAAAAACCAAAACUUUUUUUCCUUCCUAGAGGAAAUACCAGAACUGAUGAUACAGAUUCAGUUGCUUUUCAUGAAAAAAAUGAUGAUCUAUAUAAAUGUGUUUUCAUUCAUUAUUUUCCUUCUGAGGAAGUAGAAGGAAAAUCUUAUAUGAGAGAAUUUUCUAAAAUACUUUUGGAAAAUUAUAAGACAGAAGAUCUUGAAACCAUAAUGCGUAAGGUUAUGAAUGCCUGUCCAUCGUUUAUUACAAAAUCUGUAGGACAUGGGUUAAAAGGCAUACAUUUUAAAAAAUUGUGACAUUUUUUGUAAUCUCAAAUGUGAUAUAAAAUGUGGUAGGUGUAAAUGCAUACUUAAGUGCCUUAUGGUGGAAUAGUAAAAUUUACCGAAAAAUAGAUAUUGCUGUUGAAAGGGGGGGGAGCGAUCAGAAAAUGUUUUGAUGGGAUCCAGAUUUAAAACUGCAAUGCUCUUUCAUGUGGUCACUGGCUGUAAGUAAACAGAAAUGAAGAUAAUUAUUCUAAGGUAUCCAGUUCUACAGAAAACAAAAAUUAUCUAGAAUCAUUGGGUAUCAUUAUAGAGAAGGUUUAUUGCAUUAAUUUUGAAGCCUUAUAGUAGUGGAUUAUGUAAUGAUAAACUUAUAAAUCAUUAUGAAAAAGACAGUAGACAGAAGAUAUCAAAAGCUUUAUCUGAAGAGAUUUGUAAUAUGUAAAUGAAUGUUUUUGAGUGACAAGAAUACGAUAAUUUUAUCUAUUUUAUGUACUGCUUAGCAGACUUUUGACUACAUUAAGUAUAGCUGUAAGCGGUAUUAUACUGAAGUACUAUCUCCAUUUUAUUGAAUUUUUUUAUACUGAUACAUGCAUAAAGCUUUCUUUUAUUAUAUACAUAAUUUUGAGAAAAAAGAUUUGGAAAUGCUUUUUGAGGAGUGGGAAUAAAAUUAAUAACUUAAAGUUAUUGAAACUAAAAAGUAAAAAACUAUCUAAGGAAUGCAUUACUUUUGGAAAUUUAUAAAAAGUUGGUAUAAAAGAAAUUUCUCUGAAAUAUUGUGUGAAAUGAAAAGAAAAUAGUGCUGUUUGUUGAUAAUUAUAGUUAUGACAAUUUUUCUGUUUUCAAAAUAGAAUUAAGUGUAAUAUAUAAUGCAUUUCUCUGAUAGUUACCUCUAAAUAAAAACAGAAUAUUUUGUGUGUUUCGCCAUAUUUAUGUUGAAAUGGUAUAGUUUUACAUCUGAUCAAAAUGAGUUUCAGUAGUUUGUAUCAAAAUUCCUGCUGGAAAUGGCACUAAUGUUUUUAUGUUUCUGAAAUAAAUAAUCAAUAAUAAUAAUAAUAAAA
Stegodyphus dumicola is the source of this 2125-nucleotide messenger RNA. Its product is annotated as caspase-2-like. Lineage: Eukaryota; Metazoa; Arthropoda; Arachnida; Araneae; Eresidae. Gene Ontology annotation, cellular component: cytosol; cytoplasm. Gene Ontology annotation, molecular function: cysteine-type endopeptidase activity. The record is from RefSeq and is a predicted model, not a curated record. Gene Ontology annotation, biological process: proteolysis; apoptotic process; positive regulation of neuron apoptotic process.